Messenger RNA from Aspergillus versicolor CBS 583.65, 724 nucleotides. RefSeq names its product YjbQ family protein. NCBI's taxonomy places the organism in Eukaryota, Fungi, Ascomycota, Eurotiomycetes, Eurotiales, Aspergillaceae. The record is from RefSeq and is a predicted model, not a curated record. The coding region runs from base 223 to 657 and encodes 144 amino acids. The transcript has 2 exons.
GCUCAACGGUACAGCCACACCAAGUACAUUACACUAUCUGUAAGCCCCUCUUGUCUCCAAUUGAACGUUUCCGUCCUACAUCUCCUUCCCCUCCAUCAAACCCCCACCACCCAUCAACAAAACCUACCCCGCAACUCCCACUCUCACUCCAACAACAAAUCUAACACCACCUCUAGUUCUAGGCUUCUCUGUCCGUUCAACACACCAAAACAACAAGCGAAAAUGUCCUGGUCCCAAAAAACAUUCACCCUCCCGCCCAAGUCGCGCGGCUCAUACCUCAUAACCGACCACAUCAAGUCCGCGGUACCUGAAAUCCGCGACUACAAGGUCGGCAUGCUCAACUUGUUCAUCCAGCACACGUCAUGCGCGCUCUCCCUAAACGAGAACUGGGACGAGGAUGUCCGCGAAGAUAUGUCUGAUGCGCUGGACCGCAUUGCGCCCGAGGAUAAGAAAGGGAACCUUUAUCGGCAUAGUGCGGAGGGGGAAGAUGAUAUGCCGGCACACAUCAAAUCUGCACUCAUUGGGGCUUCGGUGAAUAUCCCGAUUUCGAACGGGCGGUUGGCGACGGGGACAUGGCAGGGGAUUUGGUAUUUGGAGUUCCGGGCUGCGAGACAUUCGAGAAAAGUUGUUGCUACCAUCCAGGGUGAGAAGGCGUGACUAGAUACGAAUGCGAGUUAUCAUCUUUAGUGGUUAGGAGUACUGUAUAGCGCAGGUUGGGUGUGUG